Clonostachys solani is the source of this 2220-nucleotide messenger RNA. Lineage: Eukaryota; Fungi; Ascomycota; Sordariomycetes; Hypocreales; Bionectriaceae. The record is from the annotation of a GenBank genome assembly.
AUGGCACUCGGGCUUGGAGCCCGCCUGCGAGCGACGUUCAGUUUGACCUCAUGGCUCAAGAAUCUCCUGCUCCGGGUCGCCUCGGCGUUCGCACGCCUGAGACUCGGUUCAACAACAAAUGCUCUGCUCCAGACCAAGGCUUCUAUCUUUGGAUUCCGCCACAGCUCCCAAUUAGAUAGCGGGCAUAUCAGAUUGCUACGCCUCCCAGUCUCAUCUGCCUGCCCCUCACCGUGUCCCGAGCUCUCGAUCGAGACAUUCCCCGUCGUCGGCUGCCCUCCAUACAUCGCCCUGUCCUACACUUGGGGGCCUCCCGAGCCUUCCAUGACACCGUACCCCCUUUCCGAUCGCCGGAUCAUCAGGAUAGAUGGUCGCCCGUUCCUUGUGUUUCCUAACUUAUUUGAUGCUCUCACGCAACUCGUCAGCGCGCGCCCUGGGCAGUACGUCUGGAUCGACGGCAUCUGCAUCAACCAAGCCGACCUCGCCGAGCGAGCUUCUCAGGUAUCCAUCAUGAACACAAUCUAUGCCGGCGCCGAGGAGACCGUCAUCUGGCUGGGCUCUUCCAGCCCGGCCACCGAACGCGCACUGUCCAAGCUGGAGGAAAUGGCGACGAAUGCCGAGUCGCAGAUCGUGAAAUGGGGCAAGGAGCAGUCAUUCGGCGAUGCCUUCAUCGCUGACGACGCCCAAGCCCUGGAAAGGAGCGGUCUCCCUCCCAUGACACGCAGCGACUGGUCCGACCUAGCCGCUGUCCUCACAAGAACUUGGUUCAGCCGCGUGUGGAUCAUCCAAGAAGUCGCCCUCUCGUCGAAUCCCACGAUCCUUGUCGGUCACCGAUCCAUUCCUUGGUCUUCUCUGGGCAACGCCGCCCUGCUUGUCGUAGGGUCAAAUGCCAUCUCUGGUAUUAUGGCCUUUGGCUCGGGUGUGCAGGAUUUCAGCCUUGUUCAGGGCGUCGUCUUCGCCACCAACCUGCAGAUUCUGAGGGAAUGGUGCCGCGGCGACGAGAGUCCAUUUCGAGAUGUCAUAAGAAACCAUGAUUUCUUGGCCGGCAUCGAUAUCGAUGACCACUCUCUUAGUGCUGCUCUGCUGAAGGUCCUCUUGAUCAGCAAAGGAUGCCAGUCGACAUGCCGCCAGGAUCGAGUAUAUGGCCUGCUAGGAAUCGUCAACCACAUCGCCAAGUGGACAAAUGCUCCCGUUCCUAGUCUGGCGAUCAACUACUCGUCUUCUCCCGACAAAGUCCUCACGGAUAUUGGUCUCUUCCUAUAUCACGAAACUGGGUCCCUUCACCUUCUGUCCCUCGCGGGAGAAGCGAGCAGGUCCCGCGUCUCAGCCACGACAAUCCCAAGCUGGAUCCCAUCCUUUGAAAUUGCCCACGUACCCAUCCUAGGCCCCAAUUAUAAGAGAGUCUCCAUCUUCAAUGCCUCCGGCUCCUACACGGCGGAAUUCCAGUUAGACAAGGCUCAGCGUCGUCUAAACGUCAAAGCCGCGAGCCCCAAUCUCGGCUCCAUCGAAGAACUGGGUGAGGCCUGGCCCGACCUUCUGGCCGGGAAGUUUCUCAACACCAUCACAAUUCUCCUGCACUGCGGCGAGACGUACAAAUCUACGAACCAGCCUAUUGUCGAAAGUCUCUGGCGCGCGCUCAUAAUGGACACCAAUCUCUUCGAGCGCCCCGCACCCAGCGCGCUCUCCUCCUCCUUCAAAUCGUGGUUCCUGAUGCUCACCGUCACAGCCAUCCUCAAAGCAUUCAUCAGAACCCCGCGCUUUGCACACGACAUCUUUGAUUCUCUCGAACCACUCUUCGUCCUCUCCAAUUCCCGCGAUUCCACAAAUCUUCUACCGACCUCCGAAGAGAUGAUCCAUCUGCUCCGCCGUUUCGGAUGCUUCCCAGACCCAGCUGUGCCGGCCAUGACCGAGCCAGAGAGAAACGAGUUCAUGGAGCGGCUCGGCCGCGAAGCCGAAUCCUACGAGGGCCUUGUGAGGGCGACCCUCCCGUUCAGCAGGCGGCUAGCCAGGACGGUCAGAGGCUUGCUCUGCCUUGUCCCGCUCACGGCUCAGAUUGGCGACAGGGUCAUGAUAGUCAAGGGAUGUCCGACACCUCUGGUCAUGAGGAGGGUCCCAGAGGAGGAGGAUGCGUUCCGUUUGGUGGGCGAUACGUACGUGCAUGGGGUCAUGUAUGGGGAACAUGUUGCAACCAAGGUAUUUUGGAGAGAUAUUGUCCUGAUUUGA